GUAGACAUUAAUAAAUGUCUUUCUAUAGCUUUCAAAAUAUUUUGUACAAUUGAGUUGGAGUGCCAAGAUGGCUACGCGGUGGCUUCAAUACAGCGCCCCCUGUCAAUCAUCCAGGGUUUAUACACAUCAUUGACUACACCAGGUGGCGCUAUGCGCUCACUGAGGUAUAAUAUGAACGUACGCGCUAACCUAAAAUAAAAACCGAUAGUGAACUCGCAGCACAAACAGUUCCGGUUUAGAGGUUGUGUUGUCAAGAUGUCUGUCCAUGAUCAACUUGCUCAAUGUUUGUGUGAUCUAAUCAGGUUGUUGUGGACAUUGCUUCUGCCAUGCGUGUUUCUGUGCAUGCUCCUGACCGCCAUCCUGGUUGCGCUCGUCAUGGGUGUGCGCGUGUGGCUGCAAGCGAACAGGAACGCACGGCGAGCGCGUGAUGGGCGUCCCACAGUGGCCUUCUUUCACCCGUACUGCAACGCGGGAGGUGGCGGUGAGAGAGUGUUGUGGUGUGCCCUCAGAGCUUUGCAGAAUAGGUACCAAGAUGUCAACUUCAUGGUGUACACGGGCGACCAGGGUGUGACGGGUCAGCAGAUUCUUGAUGGCGCCCGGCUGCGCUUCAACAUCCUUUUACCUCGACCCGUCCAGUUUGUCUUCCUCAAACACCGCCUAUUGGUCGAGGCCAGCCUCUUCCCCCACUUCACUCUGAUUGGUCAGAGUGUAGGCUCAAUCUUCCUUGGUUGGGAAGCCCUUACGGAGUUUGUCCCAGAUGUCUACAUUGACUCCAUGGGUUACGCCUUCACUCUGCCUGUGUUUAAAUACCUAGGGGGAUGUCAAGUGGCUAGCUACGUGCACUACCCCACCAUCAGCACAGACAUGCUGUCAGUGGUGCGCGAGAGGAACCCCAGGUUCAACAACGCAGACUACAUCUCCAACAACCUGUUCCUGAGCGCGGUCAAGGUGGUCUACUACUGCCUGCUGGCGCUGCUCUACGGUCUGGCCGGCUCCUGCAGCGACGUGGUCAUGGUCAACUCCAGCUGGACCCUGAACCACAUCCUGACCCUGUGGCGAGCAACCAACCGCACCUGCCUAGUCUUCCCGCCCUGCGACACCCACGCCUUCCUCCAGCUCCCAUUGGAAGAGGACUCGGACCGGAAGUGCCAUUCCAUCGUUUCCAUUGGUCAGUUUCGACCGGAGAAGGACCACCGGCUUCAGAUUCGCGCCUUCCGAAAGGUGCUGCAGAGGAAAGAGGCGGGGCCGGGAGGAAGGGAGUCGCUGAGGUUGGUGCUGAUUGGUGGAUGCCGGAACCAAGAGGAUGAGGAUAGGGUGUUGAUGCUGAGGGGGCUGUGCCAGGAGCUGGGCGUGGCGGACAGGGUGGAGUUUAAACUCAACGUACCGUUUGAGGAGCUGAAGAGGGAGUUGGGGGAAGCUACGGUGGGACUGCACACCAUGUGGAACGAACACUUCGGCAUAGGGGUGGUUGAGUGCAUGGCAGCUGGGACCGUCAUCCUGGCCCACAAGUCUGGAGGCCCCAGGCUGGACAUUGUGGUGCCCUACGAGGGCGGCCAGACAGGUUUCCUGGCCGAGGAUGAGGAUGGCUACGCAGAUGCCAUGGAGCGGAUCCUGGCCCUGUCACCCUCAGCCCGCCUGGAGAUCCGACGCAACGCCCGCCUCUCAGUCACCCGCUUCUCCGACCAGGAGUUUGAGGCCUGCUUCCUGGCCGCCAUGGAGCCUCUCAUGGGGACACUGGAGCGAUGAGGGGAGGGGUAUGGGUGGAGGAGUGUCUGUGGGUGGAAGUGUGUGUGUCACAGGCUCAUGGGUGUGUGUGUGCAGGUGCACGCAUGCGCAUUGAUACCUGGUUGAUUGCAUAGAUUUGUGUUGGUGGUUGAGGGACUAAAACUCAUGCUUGUACUGCCUUGGCACAUUUUGGCAUACUAGCCAUUCCUUUAGUUGACAUAGGAUACAGAUUGCGUUAAAAUGCACAAGGAAUACCUUGACUGAAAUGAAAGAGAGAUGUAUUUAUU
Molecule: messenger RNA, 2012 nt
Organism: Coregonus clupeaformis (lake whitefish)
Lineage: Eukaryota; Metazoa; Chordata; Actinopteri; Salmoniformes; Salmonidae
Product: GDP-Man:Man(3)GlcNAc(2)-PP-Dol alpha-1,2-mannosyltransferase
Exons: 5
Coding region: 256-1746 (496 amino acids)
Biological process (GO): protein N-linked glycosylation
Cellular component (GO): endoplasmic reticulum membrane
Molecular function (GO): GDP-Man:Man(3)GlcNAc(2)-PP-Dol alpha-1,2-mannosyltransferase activity
Source: RefSeq, a predicted model, not a curated record